Messenger RNA from Dujonia railenensis, 750 nucleotides. The record is from the annotation of a GenBank genome assembly. NCBI's taxonomy places the organism in Eukaryota, Fungi, Ascomycota, Pichiomycetes, Serinales, Debaryomycetaceae.
AUGAGUUGUGUUGCCACCGUAAAAUUGAUUGGGGCAUCCUCACUUGGUUUGUUAAGUGCUUCCCUUAGUUACCAAGCGUUCAAGGAUAUCCCCAACUUGAUAAGUGAAUUGAACCUGAACGUUAAUUGCCUCCUGCAGUCAAAUAUAAUUGAUAGGGCGUUGUCUUUGAUCAGAACGACCCAAUUUGGAUCAUUGACUUUGGGUGCAUUGGCUUCAGGCUUCUUUAGUUUAGCAUUUAUUGUCUCACCCCCAAAGGGGAAACACCCUUACUUGAUAUACGCCAGUUUGGGUGCACCAAUUGCAUUGUUGAGUGCCUACUACAAAUCUUAUGAAUAUCAAUCAAGAUUGGUUGAAAAGGCCAAAAGAUCCAGGGCCAAGAGGGCUGCUACUUCCGUGCCGGAAGGGGAAGCUACAGUUUCUGCUGAGUCUGUUGAACCAGCCGCUGCUGAAGCUGUUGUUUCAGAUGAUGAGUCACUUGGAAAGUCCUACAUUCACGUUUCAGAUGAUGAUGAAGGAUCUACUGAAUCCACUCCUACCAGCUCCAAUGUAGAAACUCCAGUCAGCAUCAAUAUUGACCAAUUGCAGCAGGCUUUGAGCAUUGAGGAGGAGGUCGAUAAUGCACUUAAUAAGAAGGAAUUCACCAACGAAUUGGAACACAUCCAAUUCGGAUAUUACAUUGGUAGUGGAAUCACAGGUGUUACCUUUGUGAUUGCAACUAUUGGUUUAAUCGGUGACUACUAUUUAUUGUAG